UGUGAAACCGGAGCGCCAGGAAUCCACGGGACGAUGCCGAGACGGAAGGAUCGCGCGGGGCGGUCGCGCUAGCGUGCAUGCCACCGAACCAUGACGCUCCAUCGGUGACCGUAACCUCCUGCAACUAUUAGUGAACAUGCCAGGCGCGUCCCUGUGGCUGCUGCCGCCGGAAGCACAUCCGCUCAGUGCAGUGCUCACAGCUCUGAUCCAGCGGACAGCCUCACACUUCGGUUCCUCGGAUCUCUUCAUUCCGCACCUUACACUGACAUCGGACCUACCGCCCUCGACCUACGCCUCAGAACCGCAGCAAUGGCUCGACUCGCUGGACCUCCCCACCGGCGCCGUGCACAUAGAAUUCGCCAUGCUGGCCAGCGAGCCUGUCUACUUCCGCAAGCUAUACCUUAAGUGCGUGAAGACGGCCAGCCUGACCGCUCUCGCAACAGCAUGCAAGAAGCACGUCGCUGGCUAUGCAGACGGCGAGAUGGCGAGCACCUGGGCACACGACACAUUUAACCCUCACGUCAGCCUGUUGUACCAUGAUUGCCCGCAGGUCGACGCACAAGGACUUGCGGCGACGAGCACGCUCGCACAAGAGGAAGGUAUUGACUUUGUAGCGCGCCGCGGGCUGUCGUGGACGGGCGGCCGCGUUGUGCUCGUUGCAACCGACAAGCCAACAUCUGAGUGGGCACCCAUUGCCCAGAGAGUGGUCUGAUGCGUCAUCAGUCGAUAGUCCGGUGGUGAGUCUUUGUCCGGCAGAACGAGACGUGGUGUUUGGUUCCGGCAGCGUGCUACUGAGGCCUCUAGCCGGGUGAGGCAGCCGGUGCUCUUGAUGCGAGCGGCGUGAGGCUGCUGUGGCUGAGAAUAGUGGACCUUUUGGUGUCUAGAAGCUAGAGCGGGCUAGACGUCAUUGAGGGGUAGCUUUGAUUAGUGAUGGAGGGCAAACUCAAUUGUCCCGCGGACUUGGCCUUCAUGCUUUGGGAUUGAGUUUUGAUGCCUGAAUUGAGGGGGAAAUGUGAUGUGAAGUUCAUGAUAAACUGAUGCAUGACGCCUCAUAGCGCUUUGCAAUUUGCACGAAGGAGAGACAGUAUAAGAUCAGUACAUGUGGAAGGGGUGGGUGUGGAUUGGAAGAAGCAUUCGUGGAACGAUA
Messenger RNA from Boeremia exigua, 1147 nucleotides. Its product is annotated as 2',3'-cyclic-nucleotide 3'-phosphodiesterase. The record is from RefSeq and is a predicted model, not a curated record. Lineage: Eukaryota; Fungi; Ascomycota; Dothideomycetes; Pleosporales; Didymellaceae. Gene Ontology annotation, molecular function: 2',3'-cyclic-nucleotide 3'-phosphodiesterase activity. Gene Ontology annotation, biological process: cyclic nucleotide metabolic process. The transcript has 2 exons. The coding region runs from base 137 to 712 and encodes 191 amino acids.